Molecule: messenger RNA, 543 nt
Organism: Aspergillus japonicus CBS 114.51
Lineage: Eukaryota; Fungi; Ascomycota; Eurotiomycetes; Eurotiales; Aspergillaceae
Product: aldolase
Exons: 5
Coding region: 1-543 (180 amino acids)
Biological process (GO): carbohydrate metabolic process; pentose-phosphate shunt, non-oxidative branch
Cellular component (GO): intracellular anatomical structure
Molecular function (GO): transaldolase activity
Source: RefSeq, a predicted model, not a curated record
AUGUUCUCCGCCAAAGGACGAUUGUCGACUGCGAUACAAUGGAUGAGCAAGGAUUGCACUUCCAAUCAGGCAAUCGCAUUCGGAGAGCUCUCCAAGCCAGAGCACAAAAACCUGAUCACCGCCUCCGUCAAGGAAGCAAUUGAGCUAUCGCCCAAAUUCCCCGGUCCCAGCGUCGAGGAAUUGGCCGUCGAGAUCGCAACAAUCAAACUCGCCCUCAAGAUCGCCCCGCACAUCACAGGCUCCAUCCACAUCCAAACCAACCCAUACUACGCCUACUCCACCACCAAGACCUUCACAAACGCAUGGCGAAUCAUCCACCUGACGCAGCACCUCCACCCCACCUUCCCGCAAUCGCGCCUCUGCCUCAAAAUCCCCAGCACCUGGGAGGGCCUGCGCGCCUGCGCGCUCCUCGAAGCCUCCGGGGUACGCACCCUGGCCACGACCCUCUUCACGCGGACCCAGGCCGCGCUCGCCGCCGAGGUCGGAUGCACCUACGUCGCGCCCUACGUGAACCAGUUGAAGGUGCACUCUGAACCGGGGUGA